GAAAAAGAGGAGGGUAUUUUUGUGCAUCAACCAACAGAAAUCGAGAAUGGAAAAUUGCUGAGUCGAAUAAUCAGUGCGUUCCAAAUGGAGAGGCAACAGCAGCGUCGACUCCGGUUGGAGAGGCAUGGGCUUAGGCCUAAGCUGAGAGUUGUUUUCAAUUCCAGAAAGGUCUUCAGAUCUCUCCUCAUUGGACUGGCCCUCAUUGCCAUUCUUCCCCCUAUUUACUUCCACUUUCGUCUCCGAACAUUCCAUCAGAUGCAAUCACAGAAAUGCAGUUGGCUGCGUAGUAUUCCUCUGGUCUGUGCUCAUGGUGGUGAUUCGUCGAAGGCCUUUCCCAACACUAUGGCUGCAUACCAAACUGCUCUUAAUUCUCAGGCUGACUGCAUUGAAGUUGAUGUUUCUCGUUCUUCAGAUGGCGUGUUGUUUGCCCUCCAUGACCGGGAUUUGCAACGGAUAACUGGGACCAACAAUUCUAAAGUUUCAUACCUUAGCUCAAAGGAGAUUAAAGAGCUAGAUGCAGUUCAUCAGCUUAAGUUGGAGCAUCAUGAUCUAACUGUUCCAACACUUGAAGAUGCAUUAAAGUUGAUAGCAGGUUCCGUCCGCCAAGUAAUUCUUGAUAUAAAAGUUGGUCCCCCGUCGUAUGAGAAAGAAUUUGCAAAGGAUCUUCUUUCUGUUGUUGACAAUACAGGCUGUAAGAAUUGCCUUGUAUGGGCUAAAAGUGACAGUUUUUCAAGAGACGUGAUGAAACUGUCAUCAGAUGUUAUGGUAGGUUACAUUGUCAUGAUAGACCUUUCAACAGGAACUAGAAUGAAGUUAUUAAGAAUGAGAGGUGCUGCGGUUGUUGGUGUUUACCAUCCUUUAAUUGAUGAGAAUCUCAUGAAAAUCCUCCACGGGAGGAAUAAAAAGGUUUAUGCAUGGACUGUUGAUGAUGAGGACGCAAUGAAGAAAAUGUUGUUUGAGCGGGUGGAUGCUAUUGUUACAAGCAAUCCAUCUUUACUUCAACGCCUUAUGCAAGACGUGAGGACACAAUGCCUCGAGGAAGGUUUUUCUUUGUCCCCUUGAGGACAAGCUAUAUUUUUUGAAGAGAUAGAUAAACCCAAAAAAAUUGGCUCUGCAAGUGAAAUGAGAAAAGUAAACCAAGGCAUGCAACCGGGAAAUCAGUCUCGGUUUCAUAAAUGCAAGAAAUUAUUUGUUUAAAUAGUUGGUUUUAGAAGACAAAAAAGAAGGAUGAACACAGGAUAACAACACCAAUCAGCUAACAGAUACAUAAGUGUUCUUUUCUCGCUUUAUCAGCUUUACAUGCUGGAAUAGCGCCAUAUUUGCCAGCUACAAGUGGAUAGAUGAAAUAUAUCACAAAAUUGAAGCUUAGGAGCGAUUGUCGAUAGCUAUGGUUAAAAGGGCUUCGUGAAAUGUUACUGUUAGAUUAUUCGCAGUCUAGCAAUUUGGAGUUCACAAAUGAAGAAGGGUGACAAUAUUAUUAGUCCCUGACAGACUGGGCCUUAGAUCAGCCAGUUUUAUCUUCUGUAGAGGAGAUGAUUGUUGUUGUACUACUAUGGUGUUUAUGCAAAUUAUGCUACUUCUUGGCAAGAUAUGCCCUUGUUUUCUAGUUCGUCGUUUUAUCAGCUUGAUUGUUGGGAAGGCUAUUUUUUAUCUAUCGGUUCCUCUUUUAUUCCCAAGUAGCGGCUGAACAACUUUUGUGGACAGGAUUUAACUUUUAUGCUUGACAAUACUAUCAAUAUAUUUUAACAUACGUAGCAGGUUACUUGUUUUA
Lycium ferocissimum is the source of this 1771-nucleotide messenger RNA. RefSeq names its product glycerophosphodiester phosphodiesterase GDPD4. The transcript has 9 exons. Gene Ontology annotation, molecular function: phosphoric diester hydrolase activity. The record is from RefSeq and is a predicted model, not a curated record. Gene Ontology annotation, biological process: lipid metabolic process. Bases 85 to 1062 code for a protein of 325 amino acids. Lineage: Eukaryota; Viridiplantae; Streptophyta; Magnoliopsida; Solanales; Solanaceae.